ACAAGCUGACGGCCCACCUGAUGGAAAGUGGUAACCGUCGCCUAUAGACAUGAGCAGUACCGUGGACAUAACAGAGUAUACUGUUUCGCCCAUGAUACCCCCCAUGCGUUGCCAUUCCUGAGGACUCAAGUGUUAUUCCUCUGUACACAAAGUACAUAUUUAUAUAGGUAACAAUCAUAGAAUGUUCUAGAUAUACCUAUUGAUUAUUUUUAUAAUAAAAUUCGACCUCAUUUUUGAUACGAUGUUUUCCGAUUCACAGUCAAUGUUAUUAUGUAAAUGUAUACAUACAUAAUUAUACAUAAUUAAACAGUUAAGUAGAUAGAGAUUCCUCGGUAUAUUCCGUUCGAUCAUACUUUGUUUAUAUCCACCGUUCAAUACAAACACAUUCGCUCACUUAAACAUAAAUAUAUUGUAUUAAAAAAAAAAUCAAUUAAAACAAAAAAGAAACAAAUAUUUCGUUGUAACUUCUUGUGAAAAUAACGUGAUCGAAAAGCUUCAUGUUUUAUUAUAUUCUCUAGUGUUUUAUUUAAUGUUUUAUUAUAUUCUUUAGUGUUUUAUUUAAUGUUUUAUUAUAUUCUUCAGUGUUUUAUUUAAUGUUUUAUUUUAUUAUUGAAUAGGUGUUUAAUGGUUAUUUUGUUUUAUGUGUCUGUUUAGUUAAUUGAUUUAUAUGCAGGAUGUCUACCCUGAAGGAUCUAGCAGUGCGACUAUUCGACGCAGGCGCAGUGCAGCUCGGGGACAUCGAGGCCAUGGACGGCCGAUGGACGCCCGUCUACUUCGACUUCAGGAUUAUUGUAUCACACCCAGAGAUUAUGAUGGCGGUAGCGGUACACCUACAGAAUUUGGCGACGGAAAUAAACCACGACAUAUUGUGCGGUGUUCCGUACGCCGCCCUGCCACUAGCAGCUGUCAUGUCAGUCAACACCAGCACCCCGAUGAUUAUGAAAAGGAAGGAAACAAAGCAGUAUGCAACGAAGAAAAUAAUCGAGGGUGUCUACACGAAGAAUCAAAAUUGUCUUGUCGUCGAGGACGUAGUGACGUCUGGUGGUAGCUUGCUAGAAACAGUUAGCACUUUGCGGCACGAAAGUUUGACAGUUACUCACGCCGUUGUAGUUCUGGAUAGAGAACAAGGUGGCGCUAGCGUACUAAAAGCAAAUGGCGUCGAGCUGAGACCGCUCUUCACUUUGAGAAAUUUAACACAAAUUUUACGAGACGUCGAUAGAAUUAGUGAUGAAACUGUAGAUGUAAUAGCCGAACAUAUAAAAGUAUGUCAAUUUGGUAAAAAGGAUAACUUUUGUUGAAAAUGGUUGUGGGAUAAUUAGGAACAAUUCGAUAUUCGAUCAAUUAAGUAUUAACUUAUUUAUUAAUUAUUUGGUUGUGGUUAACGAUAUUAUGUAGGAACCAUUGGGGUCAUUUCUUAGGCGCCAUUUCUAUUAUUAAAAUUUCAAUUUGAUAUCACAGCGACAUCUUUAUUAGAAGAACCAAUAUGAACUAAUUUUCUAAUUUUAAGACGUAAUAAUUAAAGAUUGUUUUCCACAAACAAAACGACUUUAAUUGUGACAAAACUCGUUAUUGUGAUAAAAUUUUGAUAAAAUUUCUAUGGAACCAAUCUGUAAGUAUAUCCUUUCACAUAAAAAGGAAUUCUCCAAAUCGGUUUAUAAUUGACCAAUCAUGAAACAACAAAUAAGUACAAUCGUAUUAAGAAAGUCCAUUCUUGAUGGUGGUUGCAAAUUAUUAUAAGUUUAUGGUGUCCAUAAAUAGUAAUUUCGCGAAAUUAUUAAAAUAUUAGAUCGAAAGGUAAAUUAGAAAAAUAAAGAAAUGGGACCUCAGAAUCAGCCCCCUUUGUGUCUAUAAUUAAAUCUUGGUCGUAUUGUAAAAAUGUAACAGACAUAGGUACCAUAAACGUGAUACCUAAGUACCUUACAUAUAUAAGAGGUAGAAAAGAAAAAAACAGACCUGCAGACUAUUUUGUGUCUACUGCAUUUAUAAUAAUUAUUAAACUAUUGAUGUCUGCGUAAUUUUAUAUCAAUCAUAAUUUCUCUGCAGAUGUUUUCCCUACAGGCUACGAUAUGGGGUUCUUUAAGAAGGGACAUGUGAAUAAGUAAUUCUUGAGUUUCUUUCGGGCUUUUCUCAACAGAUAACAGCCUUCCAAAUGCUGCAGUGGAUUAAAAAAAAUGUCGAUUUAAAAGUGCUUCUAAACAUGUCUAUUUGAAUAAAAAACUAUUUGAAUUUAGAAUUUGAUAAGUUAAACAGUUGUAAGAUGUGAAUUGUAUUCUAUCUAGGUCACUGUAUAUAAUAUUUCUAAACAUUUGAAUAAAUACAUUUUGCCAAACAUU
Molecule: messenger RNA, 2333 nt
Organism: Galleria mellonella (greater wax moth)
Lineage: Eukaryota; Metazoa; Arthropoda; Insecta; Lepidoptera; Pyralidae
Product: uridine 5'-monophosphate synthase-like
Exons: 3
Coding region: 675-1298 (207 amino acids)
Biological process (GO): pyrimidine nucleobase biosynthetic process; UMP biosynthetic process
Molecular function (GO): orotidine-5'-phosphate decarboxylase activity; orotate phosphoribosyltransferase activity
Source: RefSeq, a predicted model, not a curated record